UUACAAUCAAAGCAACAAAUUUGCACUCGCAAAAAAAAUCAAAAUGUUCAAAUACUUCGCAUUCUUCGCCCUCCUCGCUGUUGCCGCCGCCAAACCUGGUCUGUUCGCCGAGACACAUACCGUUGUGCAACCAGCUGUAGUUGCUAAAACUGCCUACGUCGACACGAGCGCCUCCUCGGCCAUCACCCACCAGAGUCACGUGAACCUGGUCAGGAAGGUGCCAGCUGUACCAGUAGUCCAUGCUGCUCCGGUCGUCCAUGCUGCUCCAGUCGUCCACGCUGCUCCAGUAGUCCACGCUGCUCCAGUCGUCCAUGCUGCACCCGUUUUGAAGACUGUCGUCACUCCAGUGGUUCAUGCCGCCCCGGUGGUGCAUGCCGCCCCUGUUUUGCCAGUCGUGCACUCAGCAUCUCUUAUUAAGACUGUUGUCUCAUCUCCUGUUGCUUACAGCAUCCACCACUAAUUAUCUGAUUAACAUGAUUGUACUU
Molecule: messenger RNA, 485 nt
Organism: Anastrepha ludens (Mexican fruit fly)
Lineage: Eukaryota; Metazoa; Arthropoda; Insecta; Diptera; Tephritidae
Product: A-kinase anchor protein 14-like
Exons: 2
Coding region: 44-460 (138 amino acids)
Source: RefSeq, a predicted model, not a curated record